GGAAAAACCGCUUAAUGUUUGCUAAUGGCGGACGCCGUCAACGAUCACCAUUAGAAACAGAAAUACCUCUCGCACCAAACUUGAACAGUUUGACAUUUUAUCCAAUUUUAUCGCAACUGAUCGUAAUUGUUGAACGAUAGUGAGCAGCGAGGAUGUCGGCGGACUUUUACAUACGCUACUACGUCGGCCACAAGGGCAAGUUCGGGCACGAGUUCCUGGAAUUUGAAUUCCGGCCGGAUGGCAAGCUACGCUACGCCAACAAUUCCAAUUACAAGAACGACACGAUGAUACGCAAGGAAGCGUACGUGCACCAGUGCGUGAUGGAGGAGCUUAAGCGCAUUAUUCAGGACUCUGAGAUCAUGCAGGAAGACGACUCGCUUUGGCCGCCGCCGGAUCGCGUUGGUCGCCAGGAACUGGAGAUCGUCAUCGGCGACGAACACAUAUCGUUCACCACCUCCAAGACCGGCUCCCUUCUAGACGUGAACCAAUCGCGUGACCCGGAGGGACUGCGAUGUUUCUACUAUCUUGUGCAAGACCUCAAAUGCUUGGUGUUCUCCUUGAUAGGACUGCAUUUCAAGAUCAAGCCCAUAUAGAUUGCACACUUCGUCCAAAGACUUCUGUAAUCCUCCCCCCUCUCCUCCCCUUUUCUCUAUUUUAAUAAAAUAUAUGUAGUUAUUUGUA
Solenopsis invicta (red fire ant) is the source of this 681-nucleotide messenger RNA. It is a transcript of the gene mago, whose product is annotated as protein mago nashi homolog. NCBI's taxonomy places the organism in Eukaryota, Metazoa, Arthropoda, Insecta, Hymenoptera, Formicidae. The record is from RefSeq and is a predicted model, not a curated record. Gene Ontology annotation, cellular component: exon-exon junction complex; catalytic step 2 spliceosome; nucleus. The transcript has a single exon. Bases 153 to 593 code for a protein of 146 amino acids. Gene Ontology annotation, biological process: RNA splicing.